This is a messenger RNA of Exophiala spinifera, 366 nucleotides long. RefSeq lists its product as uncharacterized. The transcript has a single exon. The record is from RefSeq and is a predicted model, not a curated record. NCBI's taxonomy places the organism in Eukaryota, Fungi, Ascomycota, Eurotiomycetes, Chaetothyriales, Herpotrichiellaceae. The coding region runs from base 1 to 366 and encodes 121 amino acids.
AUGCCUAUUUCAAAACUGGAAGCCUCCAAUGGUACUUCCACGCCGAUGGCUAGUCAUACAGAACACGCUCCCACGGUCCUGAAAGCCUCCUACCAGUCUCCGACCGGCUUGGCCGACUUUCACCAUGUGAUUGCCGCUCCAGUCUCACACGCACUAAACUCAGAGGCGAAGACGCAAUACCUAGGGGAACUACGGGCCUCGAGCAGGAAACUACAAGACGAGAUCAACAAGUUCUUGACAGAAAAGAUGGAUGAAGAUAAAAAGGGGCAGAAUCAGGAGAGCACCAGUGGAGCCUCGCUGCAGAAAACACAAGAAGAGCUUGAGGAGGAAAACUAUGGCGAAGAAGUCGCGGGAGACGACACAUGA